AGGACCUCCAAUACCAUAUAAGUAUACAUUUGAAGGUGCUUUGAGGAAAAGUACCUAGUUUUUCAUGUGGGUUAUCCCACAUAGUUACAAUUACGCUAUAGGGAAAAAUGAAGCUGUAUUGAAUUAAAUAUUAUACAUAGCAGUGGAUAACAUACUGUACUAUGCAUUUACAAAGGAAGAUACCUAUAUCACACAAAGUGUGCUGGUGAAUAUGCUGCAAUCUCAGGGGAAUGCAUACACUCAAGGGGGAGGGGAGGACGAUUUUAAGAGAAACAGUGUUAAUCUGGUGUAUAGAGAAAGGUGGGACUGCAACUAAAGAAUCUUCAUCCCAAAACUGAGACUGAUUACAAAACUCUUUCAAAUACCUGUGGAUAUACUGGCUGUGUUGAGUCCUUGAUUUAAAAACAGUGGCUUUUUACAGAAAUUACUCAUUUGUGUUUUUAAAUGAAAAACUCAUCAUGUUUUUUGAAAAUUGUAUUCUUUUCAGUCCACAUAGUAAACUUAAACCACUUGCGGAUGUGCUGACUCACUCACAAAGAGACCCUUUUUCUCCAGAUAGACCUGAAAAUAAAGCCACUUAAAACAUACCCCACCCCACACUCUCUGACCCCCCUGUGGCCUGAUAACCAUGUCCAACCACCCCAGUAUUAUAGAGGCAUUUCUUGUUCUCUGUUAAUUGGCACAGCAAUUACUUUCAAUGCACUGCACCGAUCUUGGCCCGCCAUGUGUGAGUGACUUCUACUCACGUUUCUUUGUGGUUGUGAAGUCUGACUAUGUUUAUGUUUGGAGAGAAAUGAUAGGUUAUGCUGCAUGGUUGAGAGCUCUAACUGCCUUUUAAAACAAGCAAGAACUUCGGGGGGCUCGUUUACAUGAGUGUAUUCCCAGACAUGCCACUUUUUAAUUGAGAUAUACUCAGCAAAACAAUUACUGAGAACUGUGAUGUUUGCGUGAUUAUAUUAACCCUCUGGCAAGUAAAUGCAACAGACUGGUCGCUAAAAAAUUGUUAUAUGAGAUGCAAUUGACAUACCUGAGUUCUUCAGGAAUUUCUUCAUGUGUUAUAGUAUGUACUUCAGUUAUAUAAAACCUGAAUAAACAUGAGUACCACUGUCAACAUCUCAGUUGGCUUGACAUGUGGCCCUUGCUUUCUCUAUCUGAUGUUAUUGCUGCUCUCCUCCUCCUCCUGUUCAUCAAGUUUCGUUUAGUCUGACUGCUUUUUUUGUAUCCUGAAUUCCCUCCUUGUCUGCUUAGCGAAUAAAUAGCAGGAGGGACCCUCAGCUUGAGCAGUCCCACUCUCCUCCUCUCACACUCAGCAUCCAUCUGACACCAUGUGGACCCAGGCCAGCGCUCUGCUGCUGCUUGCCUGCUGCCUUUGUCCGGCCGAGGCUCAGAGCGACGGCAGCAGGAGACAAAACAUCUGGGAUGAUCCCAUUAAAUUCAACACCAAGGCCAAGGAUCUGUGCACCAUGAUGAUCACUGGGCAUAGGGAAUACACCAGGCUGAGGCUGUCAUGCCAGAGCAACAAGCGGUCAUACUGGUGUGAGUACUUGGGGAAGCCUUACACGUGCAGCCCCUACAACAAAAACCCUCGGCAUUACUUCGUCCAGAUGAUGUGGGGUCUAAGAAAGCUCCACAAUGCCUGCCAGGCUCCCAAGGUCAUCAAACCUCACAUGUGCAGGAAGGCAAGCAACGACUCUCAAAUGGUCUUCUCAUCGGCUUCUUUCUCCCGGUCAUGGUCAGAGGCUACGGGAUCAAGACCAGCAGCAGCACAGCCUGCAAGACCUCAGCCCCAACCUGCAUCUACAAGGCCUGCUUCAGCAAGACAAGCGUCCACAAAAUCCAUCCGAGUCUCACCAAGAGUAAAGACCUCACAGCAAACCAGUCCACAGCCAACAGCACCCACUGUGGAGAGCUUUCCUAAGAGGAUGGCUCGGCAGUACUGCUGGAGGUCACUUCAAGGUGUCUGCACCUACAUCAUCGGUUUGUUUCGGCAUUAACGAGGAAGAUUUACAAUUCUGAUGAAGAUAACUUCUGAUGUCUGAUUAAAGCUGCCCUUGGGGGGAAAUUCCAGACCAGCUGUUUGUUAGUGGUGGUAGAAGAGGUGUAGCGCUCUCUUCAGGGAAGGGAUGGUACUGCCAUGACUGGCACAGGAUUCCUCAGUGAACCAUGCAGCAUCAACUUCCACUGUGAGCUACUCUGAAAUGUCUGGUUAAAUAUCCUUCCAAAAAUCAUGAUCGGAAGAACUUCACUACCUGACGUAAACAUGUGAGAACAAAUGGUUCACACAAUAGGCUAUGAAACUCGAGUAUGAAAUGGUACAAGAAAAGUACCACUUUAAAAACCUUUUCAUCAACAUGUUGACAUGACAAAAAACUCAUUGGUGUCAUUUAUUUGUAUUUAUGUUUUUUUACUUGUAUAUAAUCUACUUGCAUCACUUAACAUUACCUUGAAUAUUACAUUGUUGGGGAUGGUCCUCGUUUGGCCUAAAAAGGCAAUGG
This is a messenger RNA of Thunnus maccoyii (southern bluefin tuna), 2495 nucleotides long. It is a transcript of the gene fgfbp2a, whose product is annotated as fibroblast growth factor binding protein 2a. Bases 1326 to 1994 code for a protein of 222 amino acids. NCBI's taxonomy places the organism in Eukaryota, Metazoa, Chordata, Actinopteri, Scombriformes, Scombridae. Gene Ontology annotation, molecular function: growth factor binding. The transcript is spliced from 2 exons. Gene Ontology annotation, biological process: cell-cell signaling. The record is from RefSeq and is a predicted model, not a curated record.